This is a messenger RNA of Seminavis robusta, 1933 nucleotides long. The record is from the annotation of a GenBank genome assembly. Lineage: Eukaryota; Bacillariophyta; Bacillariophyceae; Naviculales; Naviculaceae.
GUGCGCGGUAUCCAAGCAAAAGAAAGGAAGCCACACAACCACCGACAAAGCAAGUCCAAUAGCAGGAGCCAUAGAGGGAGGAGCUGCAGAUCUCAAUCAUUUUAGGUUGAGAUUGUUGUCACAGGUUGGAAGGAGAGUAGACACCAGUAGCACUGUGCUUUACUGUACUAGUACCGUAUGAUAGAAUCAGGAAAGUGAGAUGCAAGUAGUCCGAGGGUCGAGACCCCAGCAAUAUCAUCAUUAUCCUGCAGCACCACUUAUCCCCACACAACAACCCCGCUAUCACGAUAACAGUCCAGUCGAAUUCUUGAUGACUUUGAGAGGCAAAAUCUACCUUCUUCUCAUUCUGGGUCUGCUAUAUAACAUUAUCAGUACCUUGAAUUCGGUAUUCAAACCAGUCGAUACCACACUCUUUCACAAUCUCAUACAGAUACCCACCACUGCCUUUUCCAACAGCCGAUUGCCACGCAAGGGAAAAGAUCCAUUUACUUACAACGUCAAGUACAACAAGGACGAAAACAAUCAGAAAGAAGGAGAAGAAGAAGAAGAAAAACCCUUCCAACCAGCGCCAUAUGAUUACUACCAAAAACCGGUUCGAACCGACCAGCAUUUGCCCGACCCCACCUUCACCGCGUCCAAAAACCACACCCAUCAUGACAACCAUACCAAUAAUAAUCUGCUCGUCCUCAUUAUGAGUGCACGCAACAAUUUUGAACAACGACAAGCCAUUCGCGAGUCAUGGGCCAAAGAGUACCCGCACAAUAUACUAUUCGUCAUUGGGGGUCCCAUCCCGGACGAAGAUCCACGAGAGCGAGAGCUAUUUUCUAAAAAGUUGUUUCACGAACAAGAACAGCACAAUGAUCUAUUGGAUACGCUGUUACCAGAAUCCUACCGGGCAUUGCCGUAUAAACUGGACUAUGCCUUGAAAUGGAUCUAUAAUAAACAACAACAACCAGCAACAACGAAUGAGGAAACCACUUUCUUCCACAACUUGCAGUGGUACGUCAAGGUCGAUGACAAUGUCGUGGUGAGACUGUACCGACUCCAACGACUAGUGCUGCAGAAAUUCAACCCCCAUCAUCCCAUGGUGAUUGGAGAUAUCGUCACGGAUGCGGCCAAACAAAAGUUGGGCAAAUGGGCCGAAGAUCCACGGUAUACACCCGACUUUUAUCCCCCCUGGCCACGAGGUGCUUCGGGAUAUGUGGUGAGUCGGCCCGUGGUCGAGUACAUUGGUCGGACGACAGGGUUGUACUAUUAUCAAGGUGAAGAUGUCAGUUUUGCCAUUUGGUUGGAAGAGGCACAUGCUGCGUUUGGCAGUGGUGACUUGACGUGGAUUCAUUCUCCCGAGUUUGUUUUUGAGGAAGGAUGCGAUGAGGCGGAAUCGCACAUCAUCACGGGGCAUGACAUGGUGCCAGCGGAAAUCAAACACUGCUUUGAGCAGUUUGGGGACACUGUGGAAGCACACAAGUCGCGGAUCUACCGCCAAGAGGGACCCGUCAAGUUGCAUAAAAAUGUUUCGACAUUUGCUGACUAUAACAGUGGUGGGCACAUGUAUGAUGAUGAAUAUGGAUAUGGGUAAGGAAAGGAAGGUCCAUGUAAAGGAGCUGUUUUUAAAUGAGGAAGGAAUGCAACACCCUAUAAUCUGAGGAUCCUGUGUCGAACAGGGAAACAGGCACGAGGGAAAAGUCAGGAAGACUGAGUGACUCGCACUCCGCUUUUGCAAUUUUGCACUUGAUUCUACUAGCUAGCAGGCGCGCCAUCAAUUUAUCAUUCCUGAAACUGCUGGUGCUGAUAGCUAUAGCUUGGACUAAGAGUAGCAUCAUCAAUGAAAUCACCACUUGUUCAAGAUAAUGGGCAGCGACGAUUGAUACCACACAGUAGAACGGAUUGUUAAAAUGGGCUUGAAAGGCAGGGAGGGGUAGCAUCUUUCUGA